AUGGUAGACGAACCCGAAUUAAGUCUACAUCCAGAAAACCAACGUCGCAUCGCCAGACUCUUUGCGAGACUUGCAAAUAUAGGGGUUAAAGUUUUCAUAACCACCCACAGCGAUUACAUCGUCAAGGAACUCAAUACGCUCAUCAUGCUCAAUCACGAUACGCCACACCUGAAGAGAGUCACCGAAGAAAACGGUUAUAAAAAAAGCGAGUUGAUUAAAGCGGAUCAGGUCAAAGUAUACGUAGCAGAAAAGGCGUUGCUGCCGUUGGAGGAAGGACAGAAAAGACGUAAACGAGGACACACACUUGUCCCAGCGAAGAUCCAUCCCAAGUUCGGCAUUGGUGUUAGCAGUUUUGAUAAGACGAUUGAUGACAUGAACAGGAUUCAGGAUGAAAUUGUCUGGGGAGAAGAGUAA
This is a messenger RNA of Geodia barretti, 414 nucleotides long. The record is from the annotation of a GenBank genome assembly. Lineage: Eukaryota; Metazoa; Porifera; Demospongiae; Tetractinellida; Geodiidae.